AUGCCAACAGAUAUUGAAGUCGACAUCAACAAUAUCAUUUUUCAGUCUUAUUCCGAUGAUCCUACUACUGGACAUGCUAUAUAUGCUUUUGAUUCAACAUAUUUGCCAUCGGCAGCAGAAAUUAAUGAUAGUGACCUAUAUGAGCUUCUUAUGGAAACACUAAUGGAUAAACUUGUUGCAAGGUUACCUCAUAAGCCGUAUUCAUUAGUUGUUUUUUCAUCAGGCUUUACCUCAAAGGACAUUAGUUGGGUCGAAGGUAUACGAAUGUACUCGCGGCUUCCUAAGCAGGUUAAAACUUACCUUCAAAAGAUGUAUAUUGUGCACGAAUCGUUUUUCAUUAGAACAGUUUGUCAGGUCUUGAAGAAUGUGAUGAAUAUCAAGUUUUUCAAUAGUGGAUCCACCAAAGAGACUCUAGUACAUGUCUCAAGUCUAUCUGAGCUUGCAGAGCAUAUCGACAUAACAACUUUACGUAUAUCUUUGAACGUCUACUUGUACGACUAUGAAAUUAAUGAUAAGAUCACCGUGACAGAGAAUUUGCUGGAUAACAGUGGCAAUAAUUUACCGCAUAAAGUAUACCGCCAACUUAUAUUUGACAAAAUGUUUAAGCGGCUCCAAAUUGAAGCGCCCCAAACUGCACAUAUAUUUCAAAAGCUUGGGUCAUUUAAAAAAGUUAACAUUCUACUAGACGUGAUUGAUAGGAGAAAUUACAUUGACUUAUCACAAUGGGACAUUCAUUCCAUUGCAACGGUGUUUUUGCAUUUCAUUAAGAACAGGUCUACACCUAUCUUCCCUAUUGAUUCUUUGACAUUGCCAAUUAGCGAUGAUAUUGAUUAUACUUUUAAACACUUUGCUCUUAUGAUGAAGAUGAACGGAUACUACCCAUUGGUCGCCGUAGUCGUCCCCUUCUUCAUAUCUUUGAUAGAAAACAGCGAAGUUACUAAACACACUUGUUCAUCAUUGAGCAAGUGUAUAGCACCGGCGAUGUGCAAAGAAAAACUGGCCGUGAAAAAUAGUGGACGGCUUGAAGAUGGAAUUAAAUUUGUAGGUAACGUUCUCCUUCAUUUCAACGAUUUCAAACCCAGAAUUGAAGAAAUGGCUGGCAGGCGCCCAAGAGCCAAGUCUCACUCUUCACAACAAGUUCCUACAUACUCUCCAACACGCAAUUCAACUACAGUUCAUCGCAGUAACUCUCAGAAGGUCAGCAACCCUAUUAAAAGCUCAAACUUUAGCGGCAAAAUGUCAUCUCAAACAUCUCCCCGGCUACCCCGUAGGUUAUCUUUAAAUGAGCGCCCGACAAGAGGUUCUCUUUCCGUAAACAAUUCUCCGGCGAAAGUUGUUCCCCAGGAACUGCCUCCCAGAGGCUCUCCCAGAAGGCCAGAGAUGAUGAGUGCUCCCACUUCCGCUACUACAAGGGCUAACUCACCAACUUCCUACAAAUUCAAGACAAAUAAUACCCAAAGAAAUGUGAAGCGUAACGACCGCUCUCCCCACAUUCAGCUCAGAAAUACCUCUUCCACGAUAUCACUUCAGCUUUCUCCUUCGACGCAGUGGGCAGAAGGUGACGCAUUUUCCAUUCCCUAUUGUCCCUCGAGUGGCACCGGUAGUGAUUCCCCAAGUGAUCCUACCGUAUCUAAGGCCCGAGACAAUAACGCCAUUAUCACCGAAUCUUCUAAAAAGGACAAAGAGUACAUCUCCCUGGUACAGCAACUUACCCUCGAUAGGAAUGAGAAAAUACAGUCUUUCGACGAGGAAUUAAAAAUGAGAAAGCUAAAAACAACCAAGGGCGCGACUUUGACCAAAUUUUCUCCAAAUAGUUAUUCUGACAUUACUACCGGUAAUAAAGUGUCGAGACUUGCAGAACUUUACGAAGAAAGAUUACUUGGAUUAAAAAUCGCAGGUAAAAUUAAAGAGGAGGAUAAACGUGCUGGUCCUGUUUAA
This is a messenger RNA of Eremothecium sinecaudum, 1938 nucleotides long. It is a transcript of the gene ECM25, whose product is annotated as Ecm25p. Gene Ontology annotation, molecular function: GTPase activator activity. The transcript has a single exon. The record is from RefSeq and is a predicted model, not a curated record. Gene Ontology annotation, cellular component: cytoplasm. Bases 1 to 1938 code for a protein of 645 amino acids. Gene Ontology annotation, biological process: small GTPase-mediated signal transduction. Lineage: Eukaryota; Fungi; Ascomycota; Saccharomycetes; Saccharomycetales; Saccharomycetaceae.